AUGGUGCCGAUUUAUCCAUGGACUCCGGCAGGCUCGUCACGUGCGCCGGUGUGCAUGGCAGCUCCGCCGACGGAGCUCCGAAAAUCUAACAGCGCCAUCGAAUUUUUGACAGCCUUGUCACCACCUCUCAAGCCGAUUCGCGGGCAUUCAACACAGAAAAGAAUUGCUGGUUGCUUGUUUAAUUGGCACUUCUGGUGUGUACUAGCAGAGAACCCAACUUUCAAAUCCACCAUGGCUGUCGACGGUAACACCACGUUGGCUCUGCCUGGUAAAAUUCUUGCCCCAGCUUCGAAAUAUGCUGCUGGCUCAGGCACACAUGUCCACGAAGGCAACAUUGUCUCAUCAUUAAUGGGCGUUGUUACGAUUACUGCACCAGCUAAAGCACCGGGACCGGCAAAACGACUCAACAAGAUCACGGCCCUAUUCGCCGACGAACUGUCCACAAUCAGCGUGGCUCGUCACGGCCGCAAGCGAGAAAUCCUGCCAGAUGUCAACAAUAUUGUGCUCGCCCGCGUUGUGCGAUUGAUGCCGAAACAAGCCAUUGUCGUCAUUCAGCAGGUCGGCGAUACUGUGCUGCAAACAGAAUGGCAAGGUGUUAUCCGUGUACAAGAUGUUCGAGCAACCGAAAAGGACAAGGUCAAAAUUUACGAAUCUUUCAAGCCUGGCGAUAUUGUACGCGCCCAAGUUAUCUCUCUCGGUGACCAAGCCAACUAUUACCUCUCGACAGCGUCAAAUGAGCUGGGUGUCAUCAUGGCUACCAGCGAGGCCGGCAACGACAUGGUGCCCAUCAGCUGGAAGGAGUUCCAAGAUCCCGAUACCAACGCAAAAGAGCUGCGCAAGGUGGCCAAGCCCAGCUGAACGACUUAGCCAAAGUACCACUACAAUCCUGAAGUAUGACGUGGGCCAACUUGUGCACACAUAACUUGCGCCUCGCAAAGAUUUCAUCAGGUUCGCUACAACGCUCGCCGCUAGCCUUGCCGCGUGGCUUUCUUAUGCAGCCAAUCGGAUUCCCGGUAGAAAAGACGAGAAAGUCCCCCUGAAAGGAAGGCAGAAUCAAGCUCUUUUCUGAUUCUGAGCAAAUCAUGGGCGACAAUUGGAUUGAUCGUCACAUCUGAAACGAGGCUACGAGCAUCUCUAACAUGGUGUGGGCGAACCUGAUACAGUAGUCCAGCGGCGCAUGUGACGAGCAUCUUCAUGCACUGAUCGCCUGUGCUCGGACUGAUGCACAGGCAGAAUCCAUAGAAAAUACCGGUAGUUUACCAAAGAAGAUGCUACCAAAGAACA
Molecule: messenger RNA, 1284 nt
Organism: [Torrubiella] hemipterigena
Lineage: Eukaryota; Fungi; Ascomycota; Sordariomycetes; Hypocreales; Clavicipitaceae
Source: the annotation of a GenBank genome assembly